GCUAGCCACAGCGCGCUGUUUGGAACCUAGGCCUAACGUCCGUCUACGCACGCUGCGGUUACUUCGCUUGUAAGUUGGUCAAGAGUUUAAGAACUUUGGAAUGUUUGCGCUCGUCCGAUUUCCGAACGAGGUCGGCAACAAGCUGUACGUUGUGCCGACUCGGUACAUAAAAGAUUUUGAGCCGUCCGACGACGAGGAUUUUGAUGCGAAGGCUAUAUACCAAGCUUUCUGGGAUGACCCUGAGAAAGAAAGUACCGGGUUCUACUCGGCCCAGAUAUUGAUGAUGGCAGACACCGAAGAAAACCUGGAGAAGAAAAGAGCGUCAAAGCGAAUCCGCAAGACGAAGGUCUACGCCUCAGAAUACGAGGCUGAAGAGGAGGUCGACGAUGUUGCGCCCUCGCAGGCAGGAGCACGAAGGGAUAAGCAGGAAAAGAAGGUCCAAAAAGAAAAUAAGCAGGCUGGCCGAAGUCGUGCAUAUGCUGACAUCUUAAAGGAACAACUCCAGAGCUCCAAAAGGAAAAAUGCUGAGGCUGCUAGCCACCUUCAAGCUCCGAAGAAGAUGCAACAGGAUACCCCUACGUCAGACAGUGACACAGACGACAGCAUAAUAGCUAUGCCAUCAUCGCAGCUUGAGCUGAAGAAGAAGGAUGUAAGCCACUGGCGCCAGCUAUAUCAGGAAAAGUGCCGAGAGAAUGAAAAGCUCUACAACAUAAUUGAAUCGCUGCAAAGCACCGUUGAUGGUAAACUUUGUGCAAGUCUUCCAAGCCCUUGCCUUGCUGCAUUGCUCCAGAUUCUUGAGGGACAAGCUCAGCGACCCUGCGACCUUGAACCCAGCCAUGAUCACAUGACUGCAUCUUGCGACCCAGCAGCUCAAGGUCCUUCCAGGGAAAGGCCAAUUACUCCUCGCUACUUCUCUGAACUAACUCUUAUGGAAACAAACUUUUAUGUAGAUCAAGCAGGACUAAAGACACUGUUAAAUGUUUCAGAUUUUACUGUGGUAGCCAGUACCUCUGCUGCUACCUUGUUGGCAACUCCCACGAGGGAGGCUACUGUGGGAGCCGGCACCAAGAGGCCGCUUUCUGGUAACAAGGGUGGACAGCGGCGACCCCAGUCAACUGAUGUUGCAGACUAUGGUGGACCCUCAAGUGCUACACCAUUCAGCACUUUGGAGAAUGGCAGGUUCCACCUCAAGGGAGGGGUAACUAUCUCCGAAGAGCAGAGGAAACACAUAUACGCUAACACGAGGCCUGCAAAGUUUGCGAAAGACACGGCUCAGAUCCUUUGGGGGUCAAAGACUCUGGUGGAGAGGAGCUAUGGGGGGAAACUUGCUCCCAAGGACAGGAAAAACCUGGGUGCAUCUGCUCGGAAGGAGCUAACCCCAGAAAAGGUGUCCCUCAUCCUUGAAACAUUGACACACUGGGGCCGGACAAAGAAUGUUGAGGUCAGCGGUGCCUUUGCCAACAUGAACACCAUUCUGUCCGAAAAAAUCCAGGACACAAGAAAGGGGUUCAGGCGCAUGGGCCUGAUGCACGACUAGAGAGAUUCCGCAGAUAGCGAAACAACUUUGUGCAUCCCUUCCUGAUCACUCUUCAACAGAGAAAUAAAUCUAUGACUUGCAA
Messenger RNA from Ixodes scapularis (black-legged tick), 1619 nucleotides. RefSeq lists its product as uncharacterized. Gene Ontology annotation, molecular function: DNA binding. The record is from RefSeq and is a predicted model, not a curated record. NCBI's taxonomy places the organism in Eukaryota, Metazoa, Arthropoda, Arachnida, Ixodida, Ixodidae. Bases 101 to 1537 code for a protein of 478 amino acids. The transcript is spliced from 12 exons. Gene Ontology annotation, biological process: negative regulation of DNA-templated transcription.